Wyeomyia smithii (pitcher-plant mosquito) is the source of this 1676-nucleotide messenger RNA. RefSeq names its product probable cytochrome P450 6a14. Gene Ontology annotation, molecular function: iron ion binding; oxidoreductase activity, acting on paired donors, with incorporation or reduction of molecular oxygen; monooxygenase activity. The record is from RefSeq and is a predicted model, not a curated record. The coding region runs from base 47 to 1564 and encodes 505 amino acids. The transcript has 2 exons. Lineage: Eukaryota; Metazoa; Arthropoda; Insecta; Diptera; Culicidae.
CUCACGCUCAGUUCACGGUCGGCUGCGCUCGGAUUCGGUUCGCGCGAUGGGUUUACUAAGCACUGUUUUGUAUCUGCUGCUACCGGCUAUAGUGCUGCUGUAUUUUUACAUCCGACGUAAGUACGCUUACUGGUCCGAUCGGAAUGUUCCGCACGUACCGGGGUCGCCACCGAUGGGGUCAUUCAAGGGCAUGGGCACCAAGUAUCAUUUUACCGAAAUCAUGGAUCGAAUGUAUCAGCAAUUCAAAAAUACUGGCGUAUCAGCAAUCGGAAUGUACCUGGGAUUCAAACCGGCGGUUCUAGUGCUCGAUUUGGACCUGAUCAAGCGGAUUCUAGUGAAAGAUUUUAAUCAGUUUCGGGAUCGUGGGAUGUAUUUCAACGAGAAAGAUGACCCACUAUCGGCGCACCUGUUUUCGAUCGAAGGGGAGCGGUGGCGAUUUUUGAGGAACAAGCUUAGUCCGACCUUCACCUCUGGGAAAAUAAAAUACAUGUUCAACACUAUCAAGGACAUCGGGGACGAGUUCCUGCUUUGCUUUGACAAAUAUGUGGAAAAGAAGCAUCCGGCGGAUGUAAAGGCGUUGGCUCAAAGGUUCACCUGUGAUGUUAUCGGAUCGUGUGCCUUCGGGCUGGAGUGCAAUUCACUCAAGAAUGAAGGAUCAGAAAUGAUGAGUAUUGGCGAUGAAGUAUUGAAACCUGGACCAAUCAGAACAAUGUGGUUUUUCUUUUUAAUGAGUUUCCGUAACUUCUCUAGAAAAAUGGGAUUCAAGCAAAUACCGGGUAAUGUUACGAAAUAUUUUAUGGGCGUGGUCGAAAGCACAAUUAAUCAUCGCGAAAAGAACAACAUAUCUCGGCAAGACUUCUUGCAGUUAUUGAUGCAACUUAAAAAUAGAGGAACAAUUGAGGACCACGAGGAGGAAUCGAAAGAAACUAUCACACUGAAUGAAACAGCGGCGCAAGCUUUCUUAUUUUUCUUUGCUGGAUUCGAAACUUCCUCGACGGCUCUGUCGUUUGCGCUGUUCGAGUUGGCCGCUAAUCUGGACAUUCAGACAAAGACUAGGGAAGAAAUCAAACGCAUUCUAAAGAAGUAUAAUGGAAAUAUAACCUACGAAGCCCUCAAAGAGAUGACAUACCUGGAACAGGUUGUUAAUGAAACGUUACGUAAACACCCUCCUCUGGGUAAUUUGAUGCGCAUCGCAAACGAGCGUUUCCGUUUGACCAACCCGGAUAUAACCCUCGAGCCAGGCCAGCUGGUGAUGAUUCCCGUCCACUCAAUCCACCGCGACCCGGAAAUCUACCCGAAUCCGGAACGAUUUGAUCCGGAUCGAUUUACCCCGGAUCAGGUCGAGGCGAGACACAGCCACAGCUUCCUGCCAUUCGGUGACGGACCCCGUAACUGUAUUGGAAUGCGCUUUGCGUUGGUGGAAGUCAAGUUUGGAAUCGUACAAUUGCUGAGCCGCUUGCAGUUCAGUGUCAACGAACGGACUGCGGUGCCACUGCAGAUCGAUGCAAGGUCAUCACUGCUGGAUGUUAAAGGUGGAAUCUGGCUUGAUGUCAGUAAAAUUUGAAUAAAAUUUUUAUAUUUAUUGUUCCUAUAUUACAACUUUAUCUGUAAUAACUAAUUUAUUACUAACAAUAUGGUCACAUCGAAAUAAAACUUUCGUUUCAGUGCUACUAAAA